Messenger RNA from Solanum stenotomum, 2402 nucleotides. Its product is annotated as protein NLP7-like. Gene Ontology annotation, molecular function: protein binding; DNA-binding transcription factor activity. The coding region runs from base 81 to 2279 and encodes 732 amino acids. The transcript has 6 exons. NCBI's taxonomy places the organism in Eukaryota, Viridiplantae, Streptophyta, Magnoliopsida, Solanales, Solanaceae. The record is from RefSeq and is a predicted model, not a curated record.
GACAAAAACUAAAGCAAGUCGCAUUCUAUAUAAACAGCAGAGCAGAGGGGCAAAAGGCACUGAAAAUUCCAUUCUAUUCUAUGGAAAUGGAGCACUCUCCUUCAGAUGUAUGUUCCCAAAUGCCUUGCCAACUGGACUGGUGUCAACUGGAGUCCAACGCCUGGGCAUUUUCGAGCAGAAAAUACAAAGAUGAAUUGGGGUACCAGCGAACCAUCAUGUCUGCUGCUUCUGUUGUUUCCAUGUUUCCAACUGUGAAAUGGAGGAUCCAAUCUGUUAUGGAGAAAAUGUCGACUUCAAAUAUUUCUCUGGUUCAAUUCUGGGCACCCAUCAAGAUCAAUGGAUCUACUUUCCUGUCCACUGCGGAUCAACCAUUUGCUUUCUAUGAGGGAAUUGAUAAGAGGCUCUCUUUAUACAGGAAGCUCUGUCUAGAUUCUUUGACCAUUGACAAGGAAAUUCCAUUUGGUCCCCCUGAACGAGUUUUCUCAAGAUGCUUGCCAGAAUAUAACCCCGACGUCUCAAGCUACACCUCUGCAGAGUUUCCACUGCGUGAAACUGCAAUUCUCUUGGGAAUUCAUUCUUAUUAUGCAUUUCCAGUUUCCAACUUCCAUGAUCACCAGUGCGUUGGUGUAUUUGAGAUUGUAUCUACACAACCAUCUCUCGGUCUUCCCAGCCUUAUUCAGGAAUGGCAUUUCGAUUCAGUUGGGUUGUACGUUACUAACCCAUUAGACAUACUUUUUGGAUUUUCAAAUCAGCGGUAUCAUGAAAGACUUACCUAUAUAAAGGGCGGGUUAUAUGUGAUACUUGAUAGACAUAGGUUACCCUUUGCUCAAAUUUGGACUUCUCCUCCUCAAUGUGGCUCUUUGAAAGACUUGUAUCGUGCUGCUGCCUCCAUAUAUAAAUCUCCGAAACCAAUGUAUCAUGAGUUUGAAUAUUCUUCUGAGGUCUGUUAUAUUGAGAGUGGCAAGGCAUUGGUUGGGAGGGCAUUUGCAUCACAAGGUUCAUGCUUUUGCAAAGAUGUUACUCUAUUAAGCAUCGAAGAGUACCCUUUGGUGCCUCGUGCACGAAAAGCUAGAUUCACUCAGAGUUUUGCUAUUUGUUUGCAAAGUAAAUGCGCCAACAAAUUUAUUUGCGUAGUUGAGUACUUUCUGCCACCCAACAAAAUGGUUGUUAGAGAUACAAAGACUUUCUUAAACAUGCUUUUAUCCACAAUGAAAGAACAAUAUCCAGGUUUCAUAGUUGCUCCUGGAAAUGAACUAGGGCAGAGGAUGCUCGUUAAAGUUCUUAAAGUUUCCCCGAGUGAUGAACUUGAUUCCUUUGAAAUUGGCCAAACUCUGCCGAGUGUACAAUCACUUCAGGAUGGAGGAGAAACAACAGAAAUUGAUUCUUUCUGUCAACAGUCAAAUUUACAAAAGGAGAAUAAUGUUGCUGCUGCACUACUGGUUCCAUCUUGUUCAUCAGACAAGCGUGACUCACUCAACUGUGAAGGGACAGUGGAAGUUGAUCCGCCGCUGCCUCAUCAAAUAGAGGAAGCUGUGACAAACAGAGGAACCGUUAAUGUGGAUGUAGCACAUGAUGACCACAUUGAGGAUACAACUGAAAUAAUGCAACUUGAUUCACACUUUGAGCAACCAAAUUUAGAAACUAAUUCUGCAGGAAAUGCAACAACUAACAACGAGAUAAUUCAUUCGCAUAAGAAAAACGCAAUACAAAGGAUAGAAAAAGAUCAUGGGAUUACUCGCAAGAUUCUGGAGCAGCAUUAUGGCAUGACUCUUGAAGAUGCUGCAAAAGAUCUACAUGUUAGUCGAGCAACAUUGAAACGAAUAUGUAGAGAAUAUGAAAUCACUAGAUGGCCAAAUCAUAAGACUAGAAAGGUUAAUGUCCAUGUUAGCCAAGGCGUAUCUUUUGAAGGUGCUGAACCAUAUGUGGGCGAUCAACAAUGUCCUGCUCUUUCCCAAGAAAAAGGCAGCGAAUAUUUGGGUAACAAAAGAUCUCCUGCAACAGGAGUAUCUCGUGAUGGUGUGAUGACUUUAAAGGUUACAUAUAGAGGUGAUAUGAUAAAAUUUCAACUCUCCCUUUUAUCAAUGAGGGUAGAAUUGGAGGGGGAAGUGGAAAAGAGGUUUAAGAUAUCACUUAAAAGGUUUUCAAUAAAGUAUCAAGAUGAAGAUAACGAUUGGAUUUUGAUAACUUCUGAUUCAGAUUUGAGGGAUGGGAUGAAUUCACUUAGAUUAUCGGGAAGGAAUACAAUGAGAUUAGUGGUUACCCCAGAAACUGACACAUGACGGAUUUUCCAUAUGUUUUGUUAUGGUUCAUCUUCAUUACAGUUUUCUUUCUUGCUUUCUCCAUUUCCUUUGCUUUUUACUUUUUAAGUUAAUUUAUUAUUUUGUCUUUGUUAUCUUUUUCUC